AUGGCAACACGUCGACGUGGUGUUGGAGUAGGUUUGGUACAGCAGAAGAAAGAUCUUCAGGCGAAAUUCCAAACGAAAGGUUCCGAACUAGCCAGUGAACAAUUAAAUCAAUUUUCUCAGGAACUUGCCAUAUUCCAAACGAAAUUAGAAGAAUUUGCUCAUAAACACCGCGAUGAAAUUCGUCGAAAUUCCCAGUUUCGACGACACUUUCAGGAUAUGUGUGCAUCAGUUGGGGUUGAUCCACUUGCCUCUAGUAAAGGUUUUUGGGCUGAGAAACUUGGUGUCGGUGAUUUUUAUUAUGAAUUGGCUGUUCAAAUUGUUGAAGUUUGUAUGUCAACCAAUCACAUGAAUGGUGGUGUUAUGACAAUAGAAGAACUAAGAAAUCGGCUUCUGCGUUCACGAGCACGAACACGACGUGAUGCUAUCACCACAGACGACAUUUUACGUGCUGUCGACAAGCUGAAAGUGCUUGGUAAUGGUUUUGAAUUGAUUCCGUUGGGAAGUGGACGAUUUUUAGUGCAAAGUGUGCCUGGUGAACUGAGUAUGGAUGACUCACGGGUUUUACAGUUGGCUGAAGAUGCUGCUUAUGUAACCAAAGAACUCAUAAUGGAUCGUCUACGCUGGGAUGAACGGCGUACCGAAAUAGUGCUGGAGCAUUUAGUGAAAGAAGGCAUUGCCUGGAUUGAUAAUCAAUCAACAGACACUGUGCAGUACUGGAUCCCAAGUCUUUUUCUUCAACAGUAUAGCCAUUCAAGCAGUUCAACCAGUGUAUCUGACAGUGUUGCAUCAACUCUUUAUUAACGAAUUCUUAAUUUAAAAAAAAAAUAUCCAGCUUAAUUAGGAACACCUACUUUGUAGAACUGUCUGCAUUGAACAUGUCACCACAUCUACAAAUUUUCAGAGUGAAGGACCACGAAAAUUCUCAACGGAGCGACCCCAAUUCUAUUACGUCCUAAUUACCAACUUUUCUGGAAUCCACUUAAAUCAUCGAAAAUUUUUAAAGAUUUUGAAGGUUUGACGAAAUAAAGAUUAAGCACUUUUGACUUAGAUUUAAGCAGGUUAGCGGUUUCCAAAUUAGAUAAUUA
Molecule: messenger RNA, 1085 nt
Organism: Loa loa (African eye worm)
Lineage: Eukaryota; Metazoa; Nematoda; Chromadorea; Rhabditida; Onchocercidae
Exons: 5
Coding region: 1-801 (266 amino acids)
Biological process (GO): protein transport to vacuole involved in ubiquitin-dependent protein catabolic process via the multivesicular body sorting pathway
Cellular component (GO): ESCRT II complex
Source: RefSeq, a predicted model, not a curated record